This is a messenger RNA of Polychytrium aggregatum, 865 nucleotides long. RefSeq lists its product as uncharacterized. The transcript has 3 exons. NCBI's taxonomy places the organism in Eukaryota, Fungi, Chytridiomycota, Chytridiomycetes, Polychytriales. The record is from RefSeq and is a predicted model, not a curated record. Bases 110 to 658 code for a protein of 182 amino acids.
UUCCCGGCGAAUGUCUUGCUGAGCCGGGAAUGGCCGAGGCGCGGGAAGAGCAACCGAUCCAUUCUCACUUUGUGCCAUAGUCGCGGCAUGCUCUAGCUGCCUGGUCGAUAUGUCACCAUUCAGGCUUGGAACACUCUUGGGGCCGGUCGCAUCCCACUCCCGGGUCAGGAUGGCACGGAGCGCAAACCGGGGUGCUGCUUUUGCUGGCUGUGUGUGCUUCGUUUUGGUAGUUGCGUGCGCAUCGCGAUGGCUAGGCACUACGGAAAGGCCCGGAGAUCUCGUCGCACCGGGGCAUCGUCCAGCUCGUCGUCGGACACCCUUCCCUACACUUAGCAGCGCGCGGAGGGUGCCUGAGCUUUGUGGCCUGCCUAUAUCGCGGCGGCUUUGGUCUUUGGAAUCGAUUGUACUGGGGGUUUGGGGACUGUAUGCCGAAAGCCGAUUCUCUGAGACCGCCACUGGAGCCAACGGGACUGAGAGCAACCCGAUGAGCGAUGCGUCAGCCUUAUGCAGAUCCAUCGGAGGGCCUCAUCCGGGCCAGCAGCGCCAACACGCACUGACCCCGAGUGUUCUGUCGUGCGGUGCCUCUGCUGGAUCGCUGCUUCCCAUCCCGAAGACUCGUAGCAGGGACGUUGUUUUCGUUGUUGCGCACGCUCCUUGAGACGUGCUUGAGUUUCGACCCGGCCUGACUCAAGCUUGCCCGAGCGGCUGCAGGCCGAUCCGGUCCGUGGCGGGUGUAGGAGAUGCGGGCAAUGCGAGUGUCUCUGAAGCCUCCUGUGUAUGUGCACGACUGCGACUCAAGGCCACCGGACGUUCCGCCGGUAUCAAGCGAUUGGCGGUCUCGCUUGGAGCCCUGGUAGACCCGAGC